AUGCGGCGUGGGGGGAGGAGGUCCCGGCUUCAGCAUGAGGGCGGCGUGAGCGAUGUGCGAGCAGGCAGCGCGCCUCUGCAGGGACGGCGUGCACAGGCUGCUUCGCAAGCCGCCGCCGCAGGGCCGGGCGCUGGGAGGGCUGCUGCGCUGGGUGGGCGCCAGGAUGAGCGACCCCAGGGAGCCGCUGCCCGAGGGGCCGAGGGCCGGACACGGCUUGUGCCCGGCGCCGCCCCGGAGGGGCACCUCGGUCAUCCUGGACAUAUUCCGUCGGGCCGACAAGAAUGAUGAUGGGAAGCUGUCCUUGGAGGAAUUCCAGCUGUUCUUUGCCGAUGGAGUUCUUAAUGAGGAAGAACUUGAGAAACUCUUCCACACCAUUGAUUCCGACAACACUAACAAUGUGGAUACCAAGGAGCUCUGUGAUUACUUUGUGGAUCACAUGGGAGACUAUGAAGACGUCCUAGCUUCCUUGGAGACCCUCAAUCACUCAAUCCUGAAGGCCAUGGGCUAUACCAAGCAGGUGUAUGAGAGGGGAACCAAUGUGGACCAGUUUGUGACCCGCUUCCUGCUGAAAGAGACGGCCAACCAGAUCCAGUCACUGUUGAGCUCUGUGGAGAGUGCGGUUGAUGCCAUUGAUGAACAAACCAAUCAGAUCAGACAGCACCACAGCAAGCCUGACCACGGCAGCAUGGAAACCUGGUAUGAGAAGCCUGUACCCAGUUACACUUCCAACAACAGAGUUGCGACUAAGGAGCCCAGGAAGAGCUUCCAGCCCGGUUCUCCUGAAACCAAGGAGGAGGGGCUGGAAGUACAGAUCAACCGGUUAGCCGAGCUUAUCGGAAGACUGGAAAAUAAGACACUCUGGUUUGACCUGCAGCAACGCCUGUCAGACAGCGAUAGUACAGCCUGCGCAUACCUCCUCCUAGUUCGGCAGGAGAUGGCCGUUUCCCAGAAACACCUGGGAGAAUUCUGCAGCUCCCUGAAACAGUAUCUGAAGAGUGUGGCGGGAGAGAGGGACUGCUUCCAUAUAACAGCCGUGAGGCUGCCUGAUGGACUCACAUUCAUUGUGUAUGAGUUCUGGGAAACAGAAGAGGAUUGGAAGAGGCACCUGCAGAGUGCAGUCUGUAAAGGAUUCCAGCACGUGAAGGUGGACACACUGACCCAGCCCGAAGCUGUCUCUAGUGUCUCUGUGCCAGCUGCUUGGUGCACUCUGAACAAAGACUGACUUGGCUCCUGCAGAGGACCUCGUGGGAAACGUGAGCCCGCCAGUGGUGGCCUCUUCUCUCUCCCUCUCUCUCUCUUUCUCCUGGCCCCUUCUUUAAUGCCCUCAUCAUAAAGAACUUGACUUUUGUCUUUUCUAAUAACUUUGUUACAAGUGCUGUCUUUUGAAUACACUUCUAAACAGGAAUGUGGGAGAUGUGUUUGCUUGCUGUUUGAAGUGAAGGAAAAAAAAAUCCCACAUCCCAUUGUAGGCAUUACCUUUGGACCUUGCUGCUCAUCCCCAUGCCAAGCUUCCUCCUCCCCCCAAAGUCGAAACCAGAUGAGAAGGGUAGAGAUUGAAGACCUGAUAGAUGUCAAGUCGACAAGGACCAAUUCUAGACCAAGUCCACCAAAAUCAUCUUCAUAUCAGGCCUACUUCCAACAUUACCAUUGUUUUUCAAAUACUCUCCCUUGAGGUGGCAAAAUGACUCAGCUAAAGAAUGUUAGGAAGGACUGGGAUUGUUCAGGAUCCAACUACCACUGGGGAGGGGAGGCAUGGGGGAUGCCUGGCCCUGCCAUCAGCAGUGGCUUAAGGAAUGAUACCAAAGGUCUCUCCUCAUUCUGCUUCUCAUUUCUAAGUGUCAAGGUUUUCUUGUUCGCUUUCUAUGUAGGUUGAUAAGAUCCUCCCCCAUCCCCAACCAAAAGAGUCCAUAACGAGUGAGCUUCUUUCUCUUUAAAAGCAGUGCAUGAUCUGUAAUCCUUGAUGUACUCGCUUGAGCUGCCUUCUUGCUCUAGAAAGUAGCUGUCCAUUCCUUUACUUGGGUUUUGUGCUUUUAUCUUUCUCUUGUAUCUGAGACUGAAGCAGGGGAACGCCUUCUGAAGGCUGCUGACUAGCUUGUUUCCUCCCUGUCGCGUUUGAUAUUACUCUCCUUGUAUCUUAGGAAACUGGAUCCUAUAGAUUCAAACUGUGGUACUUUGCAAAACGUCCGUAUAGUAAAUAAAAACAAUUUAAUAUUAGGAUAUGCGCAGUUGAGAAACCUGGAACCAAAUAAACUGGUUGGAAAACGUGU
Messenger RNA from Ornithorhynchus anatinus (platypus), 2267 nucleotides. RefSeq names its product N-terminal EF-hand calcium binding protein 2 (gene NECAB2). Gene Ontology annotation, molecular function: calcium ion binding. The coding region runs from base 53 to 1222 and encodes 389 amino acids. The record is from RefSeq and is a predicted model, not a curated record. NCBI's taxonomy places the organism in Eukaryota, Metazoa, Chordata, Mammalia, Monotremata, Ornithorhynchidae. Gene Ontology annotation, biological process: regulation of amyloid precursor protein biosynthetic process. The transcript has 13 exons. Gene Ontology annotation, cellular component: cytoplasm.